Molecule: messenger RNA, 645 nt
Organism: Ostertagia ostertagi
Lineage: Eukaryota; Metazoa; Nematoda; Chromadorea; Rhabditida; Trichostrongylidae
Source: the annotation of a GenBank genome assembly
AUGUCAGCUCGCGUAUGUCCGUUGCCGAUGCGACGUGAGCGUAGUGACCUUUGUGCGUCGUCCUGUCAUGCGGUUAGCCAGACACACGGAACGCAGUCCUGGACCCACAUGCACAAUGAGCACGGCCGUAAAACCGCUGCAAACGGCGAUUCCAAAACGCCAGCCAUUACGGCCGCCCGACACGGCGUGCGAUCCAAAAAUGAUAAGCAACUACAGCGAAACAAUUGGGAUUCCAGCCAGCGUAACGGCGAAGAAUCUCCACGUUAUACAUCCCGAGCGUCUCAGCGAGAGCAUCGUAUGUCAGUGCCGAAUCUCUCACCAGAACCGUCCAGUGUCGUUAUCCAGUCAGCGAAAGCGCUGAAAGAGAAGUUGGGAAGGAAUGGCGACGGAGAGCUGUCGACGAUCAAUGAAGGGUUGAUCACUCCCGUUAUUCGUCGUAAGCAGUUCAACCAGCCAUCAACGUUAACAUUUAAUGUUAACGACGAUGCCCCGCUUUCGAAUAGCCCUUCAGCGAAACGAGCGAUUCAUACGAAUACGAAUAGCCCCAGUACGUUAGUCAGCCGUGGACGAGAGGCGCUAGAAGCAUUGUUUGUGCACCAACAAAACACUUCGCCGCCAAACACCCUUGGUGGAGGACUCGCUCGA